Molecule: messenger RNA, 1164 nt
Organism: Ixodes scapularis (black-legged tick)
Lineage: Eukaryota; Metazoa; Arthropoda; Arachnida; Ixodida; Ixodidae
Product: endothelial lipase-like
Exons: 5
Coding region: 1-1164 (387 amino acids)
Molecular function (GO): lipase activity
Source: RefSeq, a predicted model, not a curated record
AUGCGCAACUUUGUUGCACUAAUUUUGGCACUCUCUGGUGUCUUCCUUCUCGACCAAGGGCAUUCGUCUCAUCAGGAUAGCUCUAAAAGCUCUGGAAUCGCAGUGACAACUCCGGUGAACACCGAAGAUGACACGAGCGCAUCUCGUUCAAGAGGGGGUCAUCUAACUUCCAAAUGCAAUAGUCAGAACCUGGACCUAAAUUCUGAAGCAAUACGUUUCAGGGACAGGAUGAACCGGACAAGGAGAAGCCCGGGAGAUAUUAGCGCUAUAUAUGAAGUCUACACGAAUCGGAAACGUAACGGAACUUCUGACUACUAUUAUGCCGCUAAAUUCGCAACACACGUGAACGAUUUUCCCUCUAUUGCGGCUCUUUUGGAUCCCGACCAGAAGCUUUACCUGCUCGUCCACGGAUGGCUUGGUUCGAUUGCGUCCUUCUCAAGUAUCUCAAGCUCUUCGUCUUCAUCUGGCAAGGUCAAGGAUGAGGAACUGGCAGGCAUUAAGAACGAGCUCCUUCGGGUGGAAAACGCCACUGUUAUCGUGGUGGACUGGUUCGAAAAAGCCAAGGAGUUCUAUUCCGAUGCGAAGCGGUCUGCGAGGUAUAUGGCCUAUGGACUGGCAUGGCUCGUGAAGACGCUGGUCGAAGCCGGUGCUCUCAAAGUGUCCAAUGUGCAUUACAUCGGUCACAGCCUCGGGGCCCAGGCGGCAGCAUACUUCGCACAGAGCCUCAAGUCAAUCUUGGACGGUCAAAAGAUAGGCAGGAUUACAGGUUUAGAUCCAGCCAGCAAAGAUUUUGAAGGCGAGCAUCUGGACACGGACGAUGCCGACUUCGUGGACAUCAUUCACACCAGCAACGGCAUUCUUCAACUUGGAAUGCGCGAGCCUAUCGGCCAUGUCGACUUCUAUCCCGAUGGAGGAGGUCGCCAAUCGGGAUGCUAUAUCCCUGGUUGCUCUCACAAGAGGGCCAAGAUCUACUACCUCAACUCCAUCGAUUAUUGCCCCUACCCAUCUCGAUGCUGUCCUAGUGGCGCCUACAUUUCCUGGCUCAAGAUGAAGUGUGAUCGUUGGGUACCUUCCUGCGGAAGAAUGGGCCAUCACGCAAGCAGUGAUCUACGCGGAGUGCACUAUUUGGAAAUUGAUUCGGACUCCCCGUAUUGUGGUUCGUAG